UUGCUUUCUGCAUAAUUUAUUAUCAAAAUAGAUUUCGCUAAUCAGUCUUUAGAAACAAUUAGUGGCUAAAUAUUGAAUUUGGCAUUGUCCUUAAGAAUUCGUGUAAUUGGUAAUGAGAAAUUGUUUGUAAGUGUAAGGUUGCACAUUGGAAGAGAGAAAGGGAUGAUAAUGAACUGUGUUAGAGUGACAACUAUGGCCAUGGCUGUUCCUUCAUGGAGGCCCACGUGCUGCGCAUCUUCAUCUUCAUCUUCUUCUUCUUCUGCUUCUACAGCUGUCAUCAACACAGAGCAACUGCGUUCUCAGAUUGAUCAUCUUCAUGCUGAGGCUGACGCCACCAGAGCCAAGGCAACUAAUGCUAGAUUGAGGCUUCUGCGGUUGUCAGAAGCUGCGGAGAAGCUUCAAAAACAGGCAGUUAUAAGCAUUCAAAAGGGGGAGGAAAAUUAUGCAAGGGAAAUGCUUUUUCAGAGGAAGAAGGUGUUGCAGGCUUUGGACAAGUCUAAAAGACGCAUUGAAUUGCUUGAUGAGCUUUCCGCAAAGUUAAGUGAGUUUCAGGCAAUAUCUUUGAAAGAAAGUCAGCUAAUUGGAAAUGUUAAUGUGAACAUUGAAGACCUAACAAAAGAUGCUUCAAGUCCAGUUCGAAUUGUUGCCCCAAAGGAGGAAGUUCAAAAUGAUUUCAGUAAGGAUGACUCAGAUCCUGAAACGAUGGACUUCGACAAUAUUCAAGAUGUGCAACUGUCUAUCGAAAGUGAAGGAAAUUCACUGGAUGUUAAGGAGAUUCAGAAUCUUCAGGAAUUCGUUAGUGUAGGAAGUUCAAAUGAAGACAGUAUAGCCAGAAACUUGUCAGAAAUAUCCUCGUAUGAGGAUUUCAUGGAACGGAUAGAUAAAAAACUCAGUGAAAUUGAAGCUGAACUAGUUACUGUUUUGAACGUCUCAACCUUGGUACUUGGUAAUGAAGAGAGACCAAAUAAUUCCAGGUUGCAACAAACAAUCGAACUCCUUGAGACCAUCCAUGGGAUUAGGCAGAGAAUUAGAAGAACCAAGGAGGCAAAACUGAGGAUCUGAUAAAUUUUGUUUUGCUUAACACAUCUUCUACAUCCAGGUCAGAACUAAGUUCAUUGGAAGAAAAAGGUUUGCAAAAUUUUUCUUGUAUCACUUAAUGUGGAAACAGGAAAGGUACAUCCGAGAUGCUUGUUAUUAGUUUAUUAAAAUGAAGUGUUAUUAUCUUCAUUUAGCAUUAUUCUUUCUAAAUUGCGAUCAUAUGAUUGAUCAUGGAGGAAUAGCAGAUUGAGAAAUUUGCCAAAGGAGUAAGGACUAAGAAUAGCCUAGUGUAGUUGCUUGUCCGUUGUUUCAAACUUUUCUAACCUUAAUCUGUCUCAUAAAUGAACGUAGUAAUGAAGUAUUUUUGGAGGAUUUCCAUUAAAUGUUUUGUGUAAGGUAAUGCAGCAUCACUUACCUUGCAGGAGUUGGCAACCUAGUGAUGUCAUAUAUGAGUCUAAUGAGACAGUUACAUAUAAGAACGUACAUACACACACAUGUAUAUAUAUGUUUUGGUAAAUCAUGCUUUUAAUCACUCAUCAACUGGUAUGAAUAGAUGACAAAUUAACUCAAUUAUUAAUAACUAACUGACCGAACCAUUUGUUUGGUAUUACUACUGCUAUUGUUUUAGCUGCUGAUUUUCCAAGUCUAUUAUCGUGAUGAAUGCCACAAUCCUAAAUUUGCAUACCCGAAUUGUUACAAAAGGGCAGUGUUGUCACCACAAGUUUUAAACUAGUUGCUUUAUAGAAUUGUAACCAAAACCUUUCAAUUGCAGAAAAUGUUCAAAACAAAAAAUCUAUUCAUAACUAGACUGCACAAAUUUCUGUGAACUAAUGUACUAAUUAUACUAGCACCUUCUGCAGUUUUCUUGCACCUGAAAUGUCCCUUGCAUGAUAUUUAAAACAUAUUAGUUUGAAGUAUGGCAUGCUUAACUACUAUCACAAACACUUGCACACAAACCUACCAAAUACAAGAUGUUUAAUGGUAGUCAUUCAGAUGUACAGCCCCUUUUUCUCCCAUCUCCGAGUACCAUUUGAUGCAAGAAAAUUGUCAAAUAUUAUUCAGAACAGAGUACCACAAAAUUCCAAAUUGUGUAUUCUUUUUACAUCGAGGUAUGACAUCACAUAAGGAAACCAAUAGAACUAGGAUUACAAAGUAAGAGUAAUAAUGGGGCACCCGUGAUGGUAUGCUUUUCAAUUUUCACAAGUGUUGGUGCAAGUAAAGGAAAUGCUUCUAUUCACUGAGUAUCCCGUAUUUCAUGCGUAUGGACAACUGAUUUCAAAUGGUUGGUAAUGACGUGCAUCACACACUUUUAGUUUUUGACCAAAAAAUAAUGAGGGAUGAGCUAACACCAAAGUUAUCUUUGUGGGCUGAUCAUUGUCUCAGGUUUCAGUAGCAGAAACAGUCGCUCCAUUCACAGGAUAAGAUUGCAAACACGGUACACUCUACAGUAGUUGAAGUCUCGUAUACUGUUCUGGCCUUUUAGAAGAGAUGUUUGAAUUACACAGUUCCCAUGAGGUCAGCAAGAGUAAUCUUGCAAUGCAUGCCAGCUCGUUUUGAUGCGUUUAAGACUUCAUUUCUCUAUUGCAACAUAUAUAGUCCGAAGCCAUUGUCAACCAACCAUAUUGGAAUAUUAUGUCACUAUUAAUUAUGAGGACCAAACAGUUGGAAUUUGAACUGAGUUCAUUUUCCAUUUUCAGCUACAUAUAGUUCAUAAGGUCAUUCUGCUGUUUUGGGUGAAAUCAUAUGACGAUGAGAGAGAUGAGAAAGGACUUUUAACUAAGAUGAUGCAAAUUUACAGUGAGUGUUGCGACAACAGUGAAAGAGGUUUGAACUGCUUGAUAUUUUCUUGAUUUAAAAUAAAAUAGUUCUUGGAAACGGUGGUAAACUAUAUAUGCACAUGUUCCGAUACAAGAUUACGAGGAUCUUUGAUUUCUGUCCCGUUCAUGCUUUUUAUAACUGUUGUAAAGGAAAAACAACUAGAAAAUGUUCAAGUAAACUGAUCUACUCAUGAU
Vigna radiata var. radiata (mung bean) is the source of this 3050-nucleotide messenger RNA. RefSeq lists its product as uncharacterized. Bases 163 to 1062 code for a protein of 299 amino acids. Lineage: Eukaryota; Viridiplantae; Streptophyta; Magnoliopsida; Fabales; Fabaceae. The transcript is spliced from 4 exons. The record is from RefSeq and is a predicted model, not a curated record.